This is a messenger RNA of Akanthomyces muscarius, 618 nucleotides long. RefSeq lists its product as uncharacterized. The record is from RefSeq and is a predicted model, not a curated record. Bases 1 to 618 code for a protein of 205 amino acids. Gene Ontology annotation, molecular function: acyltransferase activity, transferring groups other than amino-acyl groups. Lineage: Eukaryota; Fungi; Ascomycota; Sordariomycetes; Hypocreales; Cordycipitaceae. The transcript is spliced from 2 exons.
AUGGCCGCCGAAGCAGCUUCCUCCCAGGCCCAGGCCGGCCCGUCCAAGUCGGCUCCCCUCCAGCAAGAGGGCCCUGCCCGCUACUGGGCCCGCGACGGCUUCUUCCUCAGCACCGACAAGACCUUUCUCGACCCCUUUGCCGUCAACGAAAUCUUUGACACGGACCUCAUGUGGUGGAACGACCCCCUCGACAUUGACCAGAUGCGCAAGAUGCUCUCCAACUGCAUGACCCUGGCCAUCUACUCUGUGCCCGACACGGCCGCCGAGAUGAAGAGCAACGGUGGCCUCCCCCGCGAAACGUCCGGCCCCAACUGCAAACUCGCCGGCCUGUGCCGCGUGGUCACCGACUACGUCACCUUUGCCUACCUCACCGACGUCUUCAUCCUCGAGGACUACCAGCGCCGCGGCCUCGCCUCGUGGAUGAUGCGCGCCCUCAAGGAGGUCGUCGACGGCUGGCCCAACCUGCGCGGCCUCGUCCUCAUGACCCACGACUCGGCCGCGGCGCGCAUGUACCAGCGUGAGCUUGGCGCCCUCGGCUUCGACGAGGGGCCCUCGGCCGGUCUUGUCGUGCUCGAGAUGCCCGGCAACGGUGUCAAGGACGUUCCCGAGGACCACUAA